AUGCCCAACCACGACUCCACACGAGGCUACUCCACCGACGCAGCUGCAACUACGGUAUCCGACCCUACUAACACCUGUAUCUGCAGCAACGAUGAUGCUUCCACCGGUCGAAAAUCGACAAGUACAUCAUCUUCAAGUGACGAUGACAUGUGUCCUUUCUAUUUCUGUCCCGCGUUCAUACUGGCAUUUCUGGAUGUCGUCCACCUCGUCAUAAGAUCAGUCGAGGAUGUGGAAAUGCAACACUUCUUCAACGGAAUGUCCAUCGUCUUCCUGUCGAUGGCUUUCGCACUUCUCCUUUUCCACCAGCCCCAACCUUCCAACCAUGCUCCCAUCUGCCCUUAUUACAGGACCAAAGGAUGGCGGAAUGGUGAAUCUGGUUAUAGAGCCUUCCUCAGCAUUGUGCUUAUGAUUACUCUCGCUGUUCUCUUUUGGGUCAUGUUUGGUGAUAGUCGACCAAUUGAACAAAGCCCUUGUGUGCUGUCGAACUCGAUUGUUCAGGAGCUGAAAGAAGCGGUCAAAGAAGGGAGUAACACUCAAUGA
This is a messenger RNA of Kwoniella botswanensis, 540 nucleotides long. RefSeq lists its product as uncharacterized. Lineage: Eukaryota; Fungi; Basidiomycota; Tremellomycetes; Tremellales; Cryptococcaceae. The record is from RefSeq and is a predicted model, not a curated record. The transcript is spliced from 3 exons. The coding region runs from base 1 to 540 and encodes 179 amino acids.